Messenger RNA from Trematomus bernacchii (emerald rockcod), 579 nucleotides. Its product is annotated as charged multivesicular body protein 4b-like. The record is from RefSeq and is a predicted model, not a curated record. Gene Ontology annotation, cellular component: cytoplasmic side of plasma membrane; ESCRT III complex; multivesicular body. Lineage: Eukaryota; Metazoa; Chordata; Actinopteri; Perciformes; Nototheniidae. Gene Ontology annotation, biological process: vesicle budding from membrane; late endosome to vacuole transport via multivesicular body sorting pathway. Bases 1 to 579 code for a protein of 192 amino acids. The transcript has 5 exons.
AUGUCUUUCAUCGGGAAGCUGUUGAGUGGAGGAGAGAAGCUGACGAAGCCCUGCCGGCCGGAGGAGACGGAGCCUCUGCCGGACCGAGAGGAGCUGCUGGGGAAGAAAAGGGAGUUUCUGAAGAAGAAGAUUGACCAGGAGUUUCUGUUUGCCAAGACCAACAGUAGGAAGAACAGAAGAGGAGCUCUGCAGGCGCUGAAGAGAAAGAGGUGGUACGAGAAACAUCUCAAGAACAUCGACUGUGCUGUGAAGGCCAUGAGGUCUGCUCAUGAACACAUGGAGAUUGUCAACAAGCUGAAUGACGUGAUGAAGGAAAUCACAGAGGAGCACGAUCUGACCCAGGACAUGACCGAAACCCUCCUCAGUUCUGCCUGCUUUGAAGUGGAAUUUGAUGAGGAAGAGCUGCUGGCAGAGCUGCAGAGGCUGGAGAACAGUUUGGAUGAGAGUGUCUUUAAUAAGGACGCAGCGGAGAGGAGGCUGCCAUCCUCUGCAUCACCUUCUCAACCUGCCAUGACAGAGGAAGAAGACAUUGAAGGAGAUUUAGAGCGUCUGAGGUGCUGGGCGAGUGCUCCCUCAUAG